Malaya genurostris is the source of this 1436-nucleotide messenger RNA. Its product is annotated as alpha-tocopherol transfer protein-like. Gene Ontology annotation, molecular function: phosphatidylinositol bisphosphate binding. Bases 246 to 1184 code for a protein of 312 amino acids. The record is from RefSeq and is a predicted model, not a curated record. NCBI's taxonomy places the organism in Eukaryota, Metazoa, Arthropoda, Insecta, Diptera, Culicidae. The transcript has 4 exons. Gene Ontology annotation, cellular component: membrane.
GCAAGCUUUAUUCUACCGGCAACUAGUGAGUGAGACGUUUGCUUCGAUCGCAGCGAGCGGCGGUGUUGUUUUGUUUACAAUCAAAGAAAGGUGGGGCCAGCUGUCGCAACGCUAGUUUCAGUUACUAGUAGUUGACUUUUAUGUUCUCAGAGUUUAGUUUCGCUUGAACAGGCGUGUGCAUUGCAGUGUAGUUCGAGUUGUGCAUACAAUUAGUGAAUUGUGUAGUGAUAGUAUAGUGGGAAGUGAUGUCGAUAAAGCGCAAUGAAAAGGACUAUCCCUACAUCGAUUUGGGCGAUGGGUACACCAUUUACGUGCAAGCCGAUGAGUACACCGAUCCGGUGCUGAAAGCCAAAGCAGAACGGGAACUCAACGAAACACCGGAAAAUGUAACGAACGCGAUGUCCGAACUGCGGGAGCUACUCCGGGCGGAGACAACCCUCUUCGUACCGGUCGAAAGUGAUGCAUUUCUCGUUAAGUUCCUCCGGGCCUGCCUCUACGAUGCUCGGAAGGCCUUCCAGAUGAUUCAAUAUACCUACCGACUGAAGGCCAAAAGCAAGGAGUACUACGAGAACACACCAAAUCCGUCCUCGAUUCGACACGUGUUCGACGAGGGCAUGAUUUGGUUUAUGCCGGAACGAGAUACCGACGGUGCCGCACUGUGCGUGGUGGAAGUUGGAAAAAAAUGGAACACCUCCAAGGUUUCGAUAAUCGAGCUGAUCGCCGCCAUCCGGCUUUGUGUGGAGGCUGCCCUGCUGGAUCCGGAGACGCAGCUGCACGGCAUGAAGGUAAUCUUCGACACCGACGGACUGUCGAUGUCCCAAAUCGCCCAGAACAGUCCCAAGCACGCACGGAUGAUUCUCGACUGGGUACAGAAGGCAAGCCCGUUUCGCAUGCAAGGCAUUCACGUGGUCAACAACUCGAUGAUCUUCAACAUUCUGUUUGCUAUCUUCAAACCAUUCAUCUCGAAAGAGCUGAGAGAAAAGAUCUCGUUCCACAACAAGGACUGGAACUCACUAACAAAGCUAAUCAGCCCCGCCUGUUUGAGGCCGAAGUAUGGCGGAACACUUGCAGCUCCCGAGUACGAAGGACGUCUACUAGGGGAUUACCUGCAGCUCUACGACAAAUAUUUUGACACACUCGAUGCGUACGGCUACGACGAAUCUGCCGAGCGGAGGUCAAAGUAAGCAAUGGAAAAAAAAACGUCAACGAGCAGCGACCUUUCUGCGUUGAUGUUCUGCGCAACUACGCCUACUUAGCCACAAGCCAGUAAACCUUCAAUUGCACCUAUUCUGCGACAAGGACAAGAACGACGUGUCAACGCACGCAGCAAUCUUCAAAGUAAUCUUAUCCAAUUUCUACCGUCGGGAAACCGACGUCCAAUGUGAUGACAAUGGUUGAAAAUAAAAGUCAAAACUAGUUUUUACUGUGUACACAAA